UCCUUUACAAUCUCGUAGUUUUCUCGGCCGAUAUUGUCAAAAUAUUGAUUGAUGGCUCACCUGUUGAAAAAUGGGAUGAAAUAAUCCGAGUAGGCACAAUACAUCUAGCGAUAACGGAACUGAAAGACAGCUAUACUUACAUAACCUCAUUUGAAAACUCUUUCUUGGCCUUUGUGGUGUUCAAACUACGGACGGCAGACGGUGGAGAUCUGUACUCUCACAUCCCUUUGGCAACGGAUAACGUUGAGCUCGAGCGCGAUGUGAAAUCAGCAGCGAAGGCGAACACGGAGACAAGGAUGCCUGAACUACUAGAGCAUUAUGUUUUCCAGGAUUUAACAGUCUAUGCCAUAACUAACUCGGAAGAAAUGCUGACUGAUGGUGACGACAGCACCUGUGUGUUUCCUAGCUUCAACAAAUUCAAUUUGCGUUUUUUCGAGCACUUCUACGUGGCGUCGAUUGUUUUUGUUCUUUUCGAAGAAGGUGUUUUUGAGUCUGACACCUUCAUAGUUUCCUAUAAGACGAUGGAGAGUUAUGGUUUUUUGUCGGAAUUUAAAAGUGUAACAGCAAUGAUAACAAAUGUGAUCAGCAAUCGAGUAUAUGUGGAGUUGGAAGACGCGGUUUUACUAGAUCUGAUAGAGAUAGAAGUGAAAUUUCAUCUUUCUAUUUGCUCAGUUUAUCUCAAUGGCGGGAUUAAUCUCAUGCGUAACUUGGUACCAGCACGUCUGGUGGUGGAAGUGUCAAAUGCAAACGACAAGCUGCUGUCAAUCAUCACGGACGGGGACAGGUACCGGACGUGCGUCGACGUCACAUCUCCGCUGGUGAUUGUCUUGAAGCCGCAAAACAAUACUCGCGUCUCCAGGGUCGCCAUAUACGCAGGUAAUCAGGUGAUGAUAAGCAUGCCGUAUUCUAUCACUAACGAGAAAGAAAGCUUUAAGAAGGAUGGGUUCGCCAUGUGGCCUAGACCUUGGAACCCAACCUUCGUUCACGACAAAUGGAUUUCCACGCUGAGAAUCAGCCCCGGUGUGAAACAUUUGACUCUGUGCGAGGUGGAGGUGUAUGCAGAUAUCUUCACACCCCGUGUACCCCUCACUGACAGUGCUGCGGCGGGUGACACCAUUUUUCGAUUCUGGGGAUUUGUAGCACUGUUCAUUGUGGUGGCCUCUUGCUUAAGUUGUACUAUAUUUGCCAUGAAUAAGCGGGUAGACCUUGCUCCCGAGCUAGAAGAUGAGUAAAGUUGCAAGGAAAUUUAUCUUGUAUCUUGUUG
Physella acuta is the source of this 1264-nucleotide messenger RNA. RefSeq lists its product as uncharacterized. The record is from RefSeq and is a predicted model, not a curated record. Lineage: Eukaryota; Metazoa; Mollusca; Gastropoda; Physidae.